Molecule: messenger RNA, 1828 nt
Organism: Microcebus murinus (gray mouse lemur)
Lineage: Eukaryota; Metazoa; Chordata; Mammalia; Primates; Cheirogaleidae
Source: RefSeq, a predicted model, not a curated record
UCAAGGCUGUCUCUGGAACUGGGAUUAGAUCUGACAGGGGAAAGAGGGUCAUAGGACUUUUGGAACUAGAAAGGACUCUGCAGUCACCCCGUCCAGCCUUGUCAUUACUGAGGGGUUACAGGCCUAGAGAGCAGAGGUGACGGCCCUCAGGCCACACAGCCACAAGGCAGAGUGGAGCCAUGAACCCAGCUCCUGCCCAGAGCCGGGACCGAAGGAUCCCCAAAGCUGCAUCCCCAGACGGCCGGGAUGGCAUCCCUGAGGUCUCUUUCAGCCAAGGCUGUCACCGUGGGGCAGGGAGUCCUUCCGAUGGGCUGACUCACUGCCUGGGGACGCAGCCGCCACAAAGCCGCCCUCGCCAAGGCCUGGCUGGCCCCUCGGGCUCCGGGAACGGGAGUCGGAUUCCCAGCACCCAGCCUGAGUCACGACGACUCGCGUUUCUCGCUCGCUCGCUCACCUCUCGGCACCAUGACCACCUGCAGCCGCCAGUUCACCUCCUCCAGCUCCAUGAAGGGCUCCUGUGGCAUCGGUGGUGGCUCCAGCCGCAUCUCCUCCGUCCUGACCGGAGGGUCCUGCCGGGCCCCCAGCGGCUACGGGGGCCUGUCACCAUGCAGAACCUCAACGACCGCCUGGCCUCCUACCUGGACAAGGUGCGCGCCCUGGAGGAGGCCAACACUGACCUGGAGGUGAAGAUCCGUGACUGGUACCAGAGGCAGCGGCCCAGUGAGGUCAAAGACUACAGCCCCUACUUCAGGACCAUUGAGGACCUGAGGAACAAGAUCAUUGCAGCCACCAUCGAGAACGCACAGCCCAUUCUGCAGAUCGACAAUGCCAGGCUGGCGGCCGAUGACUUCAGGACCAAGUACGAGCACGAGCUGGCCCUGCGCCAGAGCGUGGAGGCCGACAUCAACGGCCUGCGCCGCGUGCUGGACGAGCUGACCCUGGCCAGGACCGACCUGGAGAUGCAGAUCGAGAGCCUGAAGGAGGAGCUGGCCUACAUGAAGAAGAACCAUGAGGAGGAGAUGCUUGCCCUGCGGGGUCAGACCGGCGGGGAUAUCAACGUGGAGAUGGACGCAGCGCCCGGCGUGGACCUGAGCCGCAUCCUGAACGAGAUGCGCGACCAGUACGAGCAGAUGGCGGAGAAGAACCGCAGAGACGCUGAGGCCUGGUUCCUGAGCAAGACCGAGGAGCUGAACAAAGAAGUGGCCUCUAACAGCGAACUGAUACAAAGCGGCCGCAGCGAGGUGGCCGAGCUCCGGAGGGUGUUCCAGAGCCUGGAGAUCGAGCUGCAGUCCCAGCUCAGCAUGAAAGCAUCCCUGGAGAACAGCCUGGAGGAGACCAAAGGCCGCUACUGCAUGCAGCUGUCCCAGAUCCAGGGGCUGAUCGGCAGCGUGGAGGAGCAGCUGGCGCAGCUGCGCUGCGAGAUGGAGCAGCAGAACCAGGAGUACAAGAUCCUGCUGGACGUGAAGACGCGGCUGGAGCAGGAGAUCGCCACCUACCGCCGCCUGCUGGAGGGCGAGGACGCCCACUACCAGUCCCAGCACUCGUCCGGCCAGUCGUAUUCUUCCCGCGAAGUCUUCACCUCCUCCUCCUCGUCCUCUUCCGGCCACCAGACCCGGCCCAUCCUCAAGGAGCAGGGCUCGUCCAGCUUCAGCCAGAGCCAGAGCUCCAAGCACUGAGCUGCCUCUACCAGAGCCUCCUGCCCUCCCGCCGGCCUCACCUCCUGAAGGCCCCCGAGUCAGGACCCUGCUCUCCCUGCGCGGUUCCCAGCUGUCCCCCCUCCCCUCCGCUGGUGGCGGGCUAAUAAAGCUGACUUUCUGGUUGAUGCAAA